AUGACUUCUUGGGACAAAAAUAGUUUUUCAAGACCAGUUGAUCCAUCAUCAUCAUCAAUGCGAAAUGCUCCAGCACUAACGAUGCCAACAAAUAAUUAUUUUGUACCAGUUUCAAAAUAUAGUUCUCAAGUUCAUCCACAGUAUGGUGGUGAUGGACGACAAAUACAACAACCAGGGUAUCAACCAAAAUAUAUUGAAGCAUCGCAACCAACACGAGUAGAUAUCAGUCAGACGAGUGAGCCCAAAUCAUGGAUAGAUCGUAUCACAGUAAGCCAUGUAGUUGGGUUUUUUCCGGGUCUUCUGCUUACUGCGAUUCCAAUGGGUGUACUCAUUACUUUAUAUGUUCUGGCAUCAUCGUCUAAUAAUACGACAAGCUCCACAGUAUCAUCAACAAGUGCGACAUCAGUCACUCUACCGUAUCAAUGUACGACUUACAGUUCAAUCAAUGAUAUGUCACGUCUCUCAAAUUAUAAUGCUGGCUGUUGUCCUUGUGAUUCUAGUUACAAUGGUUGGUAUCGAUUUAUAGGAUCAUCAGGCAGCCAAUUGAUUACAUUUCCUGUGAACAUAGGUUUUUGUAGUACAAGUGCUCCUGGUUGGUGGAAUGGUACUCAUCCAUCAACUGUUGGUGCAACGGCAAAUGGAAAUUUUUGUACUAAUUAUGCUGGAUAUAUAUGUAAUCCAUCGUACUCAGCUGCUUCGGUGCUUGCAACUAAUUGUAGUGGAUUUUAUGUUUAUUAUUUAGUACCUCUUUAUUGUUGCUGUGGCAUUUACCCACGCUACUGCACUAUGUAG
Molecule: messenger RNA, 792 nt
Organism: Rotaria socialis
Lineage: Eukaryota; Metazoa; Rotifera; Eurotatoria; Philodinida; Philodinidae
Source: the annotation of a GenBank genome assembly